AUGCAAACGUCCCCUCGAAAGAGCAUCAAGAGUUUUCAGGCCGCGUCGACCCCUGUGGGGUUUGACAACAAGCCCGCCCCAGUGACGGGGGCGUCGUCCAGGUGGGGCGUCGUGCUCGUCGCUGUCAACUGGAUGGUUGGGGCCCUCCUGGCCUUUGCCAUCGUGUCCCCCAUCGGGAUUCAAGUCGUGGCCAUCUACCGCAACAACCUGGCGUUGAAAUGGAACAGUUGGUUCAACAUCGACCCCAAGGACAAGAACCGGUUUGCCCGCGGCAAGGAGAUGCUCCCAGUCAGCUACUUUUUCCUCUUUUUUGUCGUCCCUGUAGUUGUGGCCGCCGUGCUCUUCAGCCUGGCCAAGGCCCACUACCGCAUGGGGGUGACCUACUGGCUCCACAUCAAGCCCCGGUGCCUCCACCGCCUUGUGAGCGUCGGCGAGAUUCUGUUUGUCCUGGCUGCCGUCGCUGGCAAUGUCCUCGUGUUCUACCACUCAUACAUGUUUCAGUUGUCGCUCAAGAAGCCUGUCUUGAAGGUCGUCGGGAUUUCGCUUGCCUUCAGUGGCCUCUACAACAUGGUCUUUCUUGCGUUGCCAGCCACCCGGCAUUGUUUUUGGAUGGAAUGGCUCAACCUCCCGUGGGCUCGCGCUGUCAAGUACCACCGGUGGUUUGGAGCUGCCACGAUUGCGAUGUUUUUUGUGCAUUUCGCUGUGUUUUUCGUCGAGUUUGCCAACAACGGUGCUUUGGCGCAUGAACUCCUCCCUUGUUUCAAAUGCGAUAUCGGUGUCGAAGGAAGCAUGGGCAAGGACGCAUGGAUCAAUGUCUUCGGCGAGCUCUCGCUGCUGUGCAUGCUCAUCAUGGGUGCCACCGCUUUUCCAUACGUCCGACGCAACUACUACGCCACAUUCAAGGCCACGCACUGGCUAUUCAUCCCCGCCGCUCUCUUUGCCGUCAUGCACUACGAACAGAUCAUCGUUUGGAUCUAUGUGUCCAUGGUGCUGUACAUCGUGAACCGCAUGUACUCGAGCUCGACGGUGGCCCACCCCGUCGCUCUCGACACGGCGGCCGCGCUGCCUGGCCACGUCACGCAGCUCACGUUUAAGUGCUCAACCAACUACCUCCCCGGAGACAUCGUGUACGUCCAAGUUCCUUCAAUCUCGACCGUCCAGUGGCAUCCGUUCAGCAUCGCCUCGACGCCGCUGCACACGCCUGGUCAGUUGACCGUGUAUAUCAAAGCGUUGGGCCAUUGGACGAGCCAAGUCCACGACUACGUCAAGCAGUGCGAAGCCCAAGGAGUGGAGCCUGUGGUGUACAUGGAUGCUGGUUACACGCCGCCGACACCAAUGUCGCUGUCGUACUCGAGCGUGGUGUUCAUCGGGGGCGGCAUUGGAGUGACACCGCUCAUGGGUCAAAUCAUGCACUUGCUCCACGCACGGCCCCAUCAAGACGUGUACCUGGUGUGGCACGUCAAGACGGUCGAGAUGGUGUCGCAGUUUCAGGGGUGGCUGCACGAGUUGGAAGACGUGGCCGAGCGACACCGCGGACGGUUGAGUUUGCACCUCCACGUGACCCAGCAAGACAUUGCCGAAGUCUCGAUUGAGCAUGACGAACCCACUCACAAGUUUCAAUUGUCCAAGUCAUCAACUGAACCGCGCCCGUACUCGCAUCUGUCGACGACACGCAAGUUGGUGAUGUUGCUGCUGGCGUUCUUUGUCAGUGGCGCCCUUCUAUUCUACGUCCGGUACCAGCAAAAGAUCUCGACAUACAAACCGAGCUUGUGGCCGCUCCAGCGCUUUGUCGAGUUUUCGAUCGUGAUUGUGGGGUCCUUCUUUGCCUACGGAGUUGCUCUUAUCCGCCCGGGAAAGCAACCCGUGGCAGCAACCGCAUUGCAAAUGCGUGCCAAUACUACUGCUGUGCCUUUGACGAACGACGAGUUUGUCCGCCAUUUCAACGUCAAGUAUGAGCGUGCAAAUUGGGAGGAGCUGUUUGGAGAGAUCAAGGCCGGUCACUCGUCGACGGACCUCCGAUCCGUCGGUGUGUAUGUUAGUGGCCCGAACGCGCUGACCGCAGCCAUUGAAGCCGUCACCGCGAAUGACGCGCUGUACGACGUACAUCACGAAGUGUUUGAGCUGUAA
Molecule: messenger RNA, 2127 nt
Organism: Aphanomyces invadans
Lineage: Eukaryota; Oomycota; Saprolegniomycetes; Saprolegniales; Verrucalvaceae
Exons: 2
Coding region: 1-2127 (708 amino acids)
Cellular component (GO): plasma membrane
Molecular function (GO): oxidoreductase activity
Source: RefSeq, a predicted model, not a curated record